AUGGCACUAGCACGUAUUAAUACAAAAUAUUAUCUCUUCCGUCUAACAUCUUUUCUACGACCGAAAAAUGUCUGUUUAUACACGACCUUUAGUAGGCCAGGUCCAGUACCGCUAGGCAAUCCUGAAGAACAAAAGGAAUUCGAAGAGCUUGUACGCAAAAAAAAUCAAGGCUCUCUUUCUACCAAUGAAGAAUUGCAAGUUCACCCCGACUUAAGAGACAAACCUCCUUCUCAGUUUGAAGGGGAUAAAAAUCCUUUAACAGGAGAAAUUGGUGGCCCUAAGCAGGAUCCCUUAAGGCAUGGAGAUUGGAGUUAUGGAUCCAGA
Messenger RNA from Acaulospora morrowiae, 324 nucleotides. The record is from the annotation of a GenBank genome assembly. Lineage: Eukaryota; Fungi; Glomeromycota; Glomeromycetes; Diversisporales; Acaulosporaceae.